This is a messenger RNA of Sphenostylis stenocarpa, 3810 nucleotides long. The record is from the annotation of a GenBank genome assembly. Lineage: Eukaryota; Viridiplantae; Streptophyta; Magnoliopsida; Fabales; Fabaceae.
AUGGUGAACUUGGGGAGGAGAAGAAUGAGGGGUGAAAGGAGAAGGAAGUUGCAUCUUAGUAAGAUCUAUUCAUUUGCAUGUGGGAAACAAUCUCUCAAGGAGGAUCAUUCGCAGAUAGGAGGGAGAGGGUAUUCGAGGGUGGUGUUUUGCAAUGAACCAGAGAGCUUUGAGGCUGGGAUAAGGAGUUACGCUGAUAAUUCCGUGAGCUCUACUAAGUAUAAUCUUGCUACUUUCUUGCCUAAGUCACUUUUUGAGCAGUUUAGGAGGGUGGCUAAUUUCUUUUUUUUGGUAACUGGCAUCUUGGCCUUCACAAAGCUUGCUCCUUAUACAGCUGUCAGUGCUAUCCUUCCUCUGAUUAUUAUUAUUGGAGCAACUAUGAUCAAAGAGGGCAUUGAAGAUUGGCGAAGGAAACAGCAGGAUAUUGAGGUCAAUAGCAGAAGAGUUAAAGUGCAUACAGGGCAAGGAACCUUUGAAUAUACUGAGUGGAAGAAUCUGAAGGUGGGGCAUAUAGUGAAGAUAAUGAAGGACGAAUUCUUUCCUGCAGACCUCCUACUGCUUUCUUCCAGUUACGAGGAUGCAUUCUGCUAUGUUGAGACCAUGAACUUGGAUGGGGAGACAAAUUUGAAGUUAAAACAAGGGUUGGAAGUAACUUCUUCCUUACAUGAGGACUUUCAAUUCAGUGAUUUUCAAGCAACAAUCAAAUGUGAAGACCCAAAUGCAAAUUUAUAUUCAUUUGUUGGGAGCAUGGAGUAUAAAGAACAGCAGUAUCCCCUUUCUCCCCUGCAACUUCUUCUGAGAGACUCUAAACUUCGUAACACAGACUACAUAUUUGGAGCUGUCAUCUUCACUGGUCAUGACACAAAGGUCAUUCAGAAUUCCACUGAUGCUCCUUCAAAGAGAACCAAGGUUGAGAAGAAGAUGGAUAGGGUUGUCUACUUCAUGUUUUGUAUUGUGUUUCUAAUGGCAUUUGUUGGAUCGAUUUUCUUUGGCAUCACAACUAAAGAUGACUUGGACAAUGGAUUGAUGAAAAGGUGGUACCUAAGACCAGACGACUCUACAAUUUUCUUUGAUCCUAAAAGAGCACCAGCUGCUGCUAUAUUUCAUUUUUUUACAGCCUUAAUGUUAUAUGGUUUCUUCAUUCCCAUCUCAUUGUAUGUUUCAAUAGAAAUUGUUAAAGUCCUUCAGAGCAUCUUCAUCAAUCAAGAUAUCCAUAUGUACUAUGAAGAUGCAGACAAACCUUCUUAUGCCCGAACUUCAAACUUGAAUGAGGAACUUGGUCAAGUUGAUACAAUACUUUCUGAUAAAACUGGAACUCUGACCUGCAACACGAUGGAGUUCAUCAAAUGUUCGAUUGCUGGGGUAGCUUAUGGCCGUGGAGUUACAGAGGUUGAGAGGUCAUUGGAUAGCAAAAAUGGUUCUACUUUGAUUGACGACACAAGGGAUUCUCCUGUCAGAAAUGUUCCCAUCAAAGGAUUUAACUUUACAGAUGAAAGGAUAAUGAAUGGAAAAUGGGUCAAUGAGCCUUAUGCUAAUGUUAUUAAGAAUUUUUUUCACUUAUUGGCAAUCUGCCAUACAGCCCUACCAGAAGUUGAUGAGGAUACAGGAAAUGUCUCAUAUGAAACUGAAUCCCCAGAUGAAUUGGCAUUUGUGAUUGCAGCGAGAGAAAUUGGUUUCAAAUUCUAUAAAAGGACUCAGACUAGUUUAUCAAUAUAUGAAUUGAAUCCAGUUUCUGGUGACAAAAUUGAAAGGACAUACAAACUUCUAAAUGUUUUAGAAUUCAAUAGCACAAGGAAGCGAAUGUCAGUGAUUGUGAAAGAUGAAGAAGGGAGAAUUUUGUUACUAUGUAAAGGUGCUGACAGUGUCAUGUUUGAGAGGCUUGCCAAGGAUGGGAGGGAGUUUGAAGAGAAAACCUUGGAACAUGUGCAUGAAUAUUCUGAUGCAGGUCUAAGGACUCUAAUUUUGGCAUAUCGUGAACUUGAUGAAAACCAAUACAAGGAGUUUGAUAAUAAUUUUUCUCAAGCGAAAAAUUCAGUUAGUGAAGAUCGGGAAACACUGAUUGAGGAAGUAUCAGAAAAGAUUGAGAGGAAUUUAAUCCUUCUUGGUGCCACUGCUGUAGAGGACAAGCUCCAAAACGGGGUUCCUGAUUGCAUUGACAAGCUUUCCCAAGCUGGAAUUAAGAUCUGGGUUUUGACUGGGGAUAAAAUGGAGACUGCCAUCAAUAUUGGUUUUGCUUGUAGUUUACUUAGACAAGGAAUGAAACAAAUUAUAAUUCAAUUGGAAAGUCCAGAAAUUCAAGCAUUGGAGAAGGCUGGAGACAAGGUGGCCAUUGUUAAGGCUUGUAGAGAAAAUAUCCGCCAUCAAAUAUCUGAAGCUGCUCAGCAGAUUACUGCCUCCAGAGGAACCUCUCAGCAAGCAUUUGCUCUAAUUAUCGAUGGAAAAUCACUUGCUUAUGCCCUAGAGGAUAAUAUGAAGAAAAUGUUUUUAGACCUUGCAACUCGUUGUGCAUCUGUUAUCUGCUGUCGUUCCUCACCAAAGCAGAAGGCACUGGUCACUAGACUGGUAAAAUCAGCUACUGGUAAAACUACAUUAGCUAUUGGUGAUGGAGCUAAUGAUGUGGGAAUGCUUCAAGAAGCAGAUAUAGGGAUUGGAAUCAGUGGCGUUGAAGGAAUGCAGGCGGUUAUGUCUAGUGAUAUUGCAAUUGCACAGUUCUGUUAUUUGGAAAGGUUACUUCUUGUACAUGGACAUUGGUGUUACCGAAGGAUCUCAUCAAUGAUAUGCUACUUCUUCUACAAAAACAUCACAUUUGGCUUCACUCUAUUCUUAUAUGAGGUGUAUGCAUCAUUCUCUGGGCAACCUGCAUACAAUGACUGGUUUUUGUCGGUCUAUAAUAUCUUCUUUUCUUCACUGCCCGUGAUUGCACUAGGGGUAUUUGACCAGGAUGUGUCUGCUCGGUACUGUUUGAGGUUUCCUAUGUUGUAUCAAGAAGGCGUGCAAAAUCUUCUCUUUAGCUGGCGUCGAAUUUUCAGCUGGAUGCUUAAUGGCUUUAUUAGUGCCAUAAUAAUCUUCUUUUUCUGCACAAAGGCAAUGGAGAUUCAAGCCUUUGAUGAGAAGGGAAGAACUGCUGGGAGGGAUAUACUCGGAGCAACAAUGUAUACUUGUGUGGUUUGGGUUGUGAACUUGCAAAUGGCUGUUGCUAUAAAUUACUUCACCUUGAUUCAACAUAUUUUCAUCUGGGGUUCCGUUGCUAUCUGGUACCUUUUCCUCCUGGCAUAUGGAGCAAUGUCUCCCACCAUUUCCGGAAAUGCUUACAAAGUCUUCGUUGAAACUCUUGCACCAUCGCCUUCCUUUUGGUUUGUGACAUUGGUUGUCGUGAUCUCAGCACUCAUCCCAUACUUCUCUUACUCAGCAAUACAGAUGAGGUUCUUUCCCAUGUAUCACGAAAUGGUACAAUGGGUAAGGUAUGAGGGAAAGACAAAUGAUCCUGAAUUUGUUGCUAUGGUGCGGCAAGGAUCAUUGCGGCCAACAACUGUUGGUUCUACAGCUCGCUUAGCGGCUAAGGAUAAUGACCUUAAGGACAUUAUGGAAUUGCUUACUGGCUCCUCUCAAGCAGAAAGCGAUGUUGCUUACAUCCACUUGGUAAUGGAAUGGUGCACACAACCAAACCAUCAUUUGGACGUGAAGGCCUGCCAUUUGGCUAAACAAGCUUUUGAUGAGGCAAUUGCAGAGUUGGACACCCUGAGUGAAGAGUCAUACAAGGAGCACUUUGAUCAUGCAGCUUUUGAGAGACAACCUGACACUCUGGACCUCUGA